This is a messenger RNA of Notothenia coriiceps (black rockcod), 2764 nucleotides long. Its product is annotated as BTB/POZ domain-containing protein 2. NCBI's taxonomy places the organism in Eukaryota, Metazoa, Chordata, Actinopteri, Perciformes, Nototheniidae. Gene Ontology annotation, molecular function: protein binding. The coding region runs from base 183 to 1880 and encodes 565 amino acids. The record is from RefSeq and is a predicted model, not a curated record. Gene Ontology annotation, biological process: neurogenesis. Gene Ontology annotation, cellular component: P-body; cytosol. The transcript is spliced from 9 exons.
AGGAUGAAAUACUGGUGUGUGAGGCAGAUGGACCUCAUAUACUGUACAGGUGGAGAGCAUAGAGCACCGUGUAGUACCAACAACAAACGCCAGGCGUCAGCUAAGGGAAACAAAGACUGACGAGACUACUAGAAAUACAAAAAGCGACGAAGUGCGUUGUUUACGCCUACACUCCGUUCAAGAUGGCUGCUGGAGACAACAGCGGCAGGCCUCCUUGCCUUACUUUCUCCGGUCCUGGUCCUUUGGGAAACAGCCAGCCAAGCAAUAGCGUGUUCUCCAUGCCGGCGUCUAACGGCGGAGCUGGCGGUGCGGCCGGGGGAGCACAGGGCGCGACGAGGCGACCCAACCCGCAGAUGGGGCCUGGCGGCGGGGACAGCAACGGAGUGUCGAUCGGAGCUCAACCGACUGCGCAGAACUCCCUGCAGCAGUCCGCUGCGGCAGGUGCUGCAGGAGCCAUGUCCACCCCGGCCACCAACAUGGCAACCGCGGCGUCAAACGCAGCCGCUUCGGCAGCAGCGGCUGCCACCCCGGCUGCUGCGUCUGUGCUGGUGUACCGAGAGCCGGUGUACAACUGGCAGGCGACCAAGAGCACCGUCAAGGAGCGAUUCGCUUUCCUUUUCAACAACGAAGUGCUCAGUGACGUUCAUUUUUUAGUGGGCAAAGGGAUGGGGGUUCAGAGGAUACCUGCGCACAGGUUUGUUUUGGCUGUGGGGAGCGCAGUGUUUGAUGCCAUGUUCAACGGAGGCAUGGCGACAACUUCGACGGAAAUAGAGCUUCCUGAUGUGGAACCAGCUGCCUUCCUGGCCCUGCUAAAGUUUCUCUACUCUGAUGAAGUCCAGAUCGGGCCUGAGACAGUGAUGACCACACUAUAUACAGCUAAGAAAUAUGCAGUGCCCGCCCUGGAGGCUCACUGUGUGGAGUUCCUCAAGAAGAACUUGAGAGCAGACAAUGCGUUCAUGCUGCUCACACAGGCACGCUUGUUUGACGAGCCUCAGCUCGCCAGCCUCUGUCUGGAGAACAUCGAUAAGAACACUGGAGAUGCUCUCGCCGCUGAAGGCUUCACAGACAUAGAUCUGGAUACGUUGGUGGCCGUGUUGGAGAGGGACACUCUCGGGGUGCGGGAAGUGCGUUUAUUCGGUGCUUCUGUGCGCUGGGCAGAUGCCGAGGCUCACAGGCAGCAGAUGCAGCCCACGCCCGAGAACAAACGCAAAGUGCUGGGCAAGGCUCUCACACUAAUCCGCUUCCCUCUCAUGACUAUUGAGGAAUUUGCUGCAGGUCCAGCCCAGUCCAGUAUUCUGAGUGAUAGAGAGGUGGUGAGUCUUUUCCUCCACUUUACAGUUAACCCAAAGCCCCGCGUUGAAUUCAUCGACCGGCCUCGCUGCUGCCUCCGCGGGAAGGAGUGUAGCAUCACACGUUUUGGACAGGUGGAAAGCCGCUGGGGUUACAGCGGGACAAGUGACCGCAUACGGUUUUCGGUAAACAGAAGGAUAUUUGUGGUCGGGUUUGGUCUCUAUGGCUCUAUACACGGACCCACAGACUACCAAGUUAACAUACAGUGUGUCUUAUUGCAGAUCAUACACACAGACAGCAACACGGUGCUGGGUCAGAACGAUACAGGCUUCAGCUGUGACGGGUCGGCCAACACCUUCAGAGUCAUGUUCAAAGAACCGGUGGAGAUCCUACCCAACGUCAACUACACUGCCUGUGCCACACUCAAGGGCCCAGACUCUCACUACGGGACAAAGGGGAUGAGAAAGGUAACGCACGAGUCGUCCUCCACUGGCACAAAGACGUGUUUCACCUUCUGUUACGCGGCGGGCAACAACAACGGCACUUCAGUAGAGGACGGACAGAUUCCCGAGGUCAUCUUCUACACAUAGUCACCUCUGACACAAGCAGUGAUCCUCCAUCAAAUGUGACAACCUGACACCAGCGCGGGGCCACACCUCAGCAGCCGUUCCUGGGACUCAGACAUCAUACUGUUCCCCCCAUAUAGUGCACUGCUGUUGGCCACAUGGGAAGACAAAUAUCCGUGAAGCAAUGUAGGUCACUACAUGGGGCGUAGCUUGUCAUUUGAGACGCUGCCUCUCUCUUUCUCCGCGGCUUCCUUUUAUCCCUUUGUGUUGUAGUGAUGCCAGCCUCUGAAACAGACAUGACUGUAACCAACUCCACCAUGGAGGGAGAGAGAGAGGGAGGGAGGGAGGAGCCUCUCAGAUUAUUCACAGUAUCGAUGUCACUGCUGUGGAUUGACGGCAUAAGGCUUGACACUGAAUUCCCCUUCCUGUACUCCCGAGCAUUAGUGCGGGGAGUCGAAACUGUAUUAAUGUACAGUUCAUCAGAUAUGCCAAGACAAGAUCUUCAUCACCCUUUAGUACAGACCAGCAUUUCACUCAAUUCAGCUGUAAUUUCCAUAGGCAUCAUAGGCUUACGAACUCUUUGAAACAAACUUCUUAUUAAUCUUAACAACAUGAUAUGGUAAGCUAUUUUUGGGUUUCUACAUACAGUACAAUCUGUGAUAUCUUGUGUCCUUGCUUGGUAGUUGCCUAUACCCAAGAUACCUUGCACUUCUCGGCCUUGCAUAUGUUUAUGUGGUUGUUCUGUAAAUGCACACUAACUCUUCAGACAUGUUUCUUUUUAGCUUUGUUUUAAAAAGUGUGGGCGGAGAGCUUUCCUUUUUGGUGCGGAAGUAAAAGGGUUGUAUAUUAAAGUGGCAUUUAUUAACAUUAUAUAUGUAACUUGAAAAAAAUAUUGAUUAAAGAGUGAA